AUGUUAGACUGCCGUGGCUCGCCUACGUUCGACAAGUGUUGCCUUGCUAUGCCUAAUUUUGCAUGGUCUAUCACAAACCUCAAGUACCUUGCCUUGAGCAUGACUGGCUAUGCAGUGGUCAACACGAUGGCUGCCUUGGCCUCAGAGAACAGUCCGGACGAGGUGCACAGGUCUAUGAAUGACACUAUAUGGGUGCUACAUACCCUAGGCAAGCCGGUACAUCAGCUCGUCGUAGAAUCCUGCGCUUUGGCCGACGAUCACGACAAUGAUGGUGGCGCAUACAAGUUUCAUAGAGAGAACGAGCCCCUGCCCCGACAUGAUCCUCGUCACAAUGUGUAA
This is a messenger RNA of Neoarthrinium moseri, 339 nucleotides long. RefSeq lists its product as uncharacterized. The record is from RefSeq and is a predicted model, not a curated record. Lineage: Eukaryota; Fungi; Ascomycota; Sordariomycetes; Amphisphaeriales; Apiosporaceae. Bases 1 to 339 code for a protein of 112 amino acids. The transcript has a single exon.